Molecule: messenger RNA, 812 nt
Organism: Umbelopsis ramanniana AG
Lineage: Eukaryota; Fungi; Mucoromycota; Umbelopsidomycetes; Umbelopsidales; Umbelopsidaceae
Exons: 1
Coding region: 193-627 (144 amino acids)
Source: RefSeq, a predicted model, not a curated record
GCAGGCACGUCAUUUGUACAGUCACGCUGUCCCAACCGUCUUGGACAACCAACCAAACCCACCGAACCCUAAAGCCCAGCCGGCGAUAUAAAAAAUAAUAGACACCACAAAAAAGAUAUCUCACAGCCAUAUCGCUUUCGUAACAACAAGAGAGAUUGAACUUUGCUAGCCCCAUUGGCUUGCCCACAUUCAAUGUCAUUCACCCGAAGACCUUCGGAUCAAUCCUCGUAUCCUCCUAAGCAGCAGGAACCACCUCAACGAUAUCCGCAAAUGCCCACGCAUCCUGCAGACCAGCCAUCCGCAGCCAAAGAAGAUUGGGAGCCUUAUAGUCACCGAUCAUCAGAUGAUUCUUAUACUGGUACUGGCUCGCUUCCACCUUUACAAACAAAGGUGCCAACUUCUUACGAGUAUAAGCCUUACGCGACAAGACCAGACUACCGACCAGACCAACCUUAUCAACAACCCACUUCCCCACCCAGCGCCUUCCGCCCCUCUUCUUCCUCCUCUUCCUCUACAAACACCUCAUGGGACUACAGCGAUGCUCGCAUGCAACAGAUAUACCGAGAUCGUACAUUUCAUCAGGUAUAUGUUUUUUUAAGAAAAAUCAUUGUACUCCUUUUGAGUUAGUACGCAACCUUUCCAGCGUAUAGCAUUUAUCUAACUUCACACUUUAAAAUGAUUUAAGUCUACGCCAAGAUAUGAUACUCCAUCUCAUAAUCAACAGCUGUCACGAGAAUAUCAUCGCGAUCCUCCAGUGGCUGAACACGCUUCUAAAACCCCUACAUAUCCCCAGAAGCAAGAUCAUAGUCAAC